Molecule: messenger RNA, 648 nt
Organism: Umbelopsis ramanniana AG
Lineage: Eukaryota; Fungi; Mucoromycota; Umbelopsidomycetes; Umbelopsidales; Umbelopsidaceae
Exons: 1
Coding region: 1-648 (215 amino acids)
Source: RefSeq, a predicted model, not a curated record
AUGUUCUUGCCUUCAUUUCUCAUUUCCCCCCGAAAACUUGCCACUAAACCACUUUCCUACAGCCAAAUGCAAUCUGAUCGCUCGCAACAACGAGACAGGCAGAUUGUCAACCCAUUAACUUUAAGACCACCGGUCAACACUCGUAUCUCCUCUGCUGGCACAGAUUCCUCAACUGGUAUAUUGCAUUUCAACCCUGGCUUUGCACUAGAUUCCGAAUCGGCGAUUGAGGCAGACGCUUCUACUAUUGGAGAUGACAGUGAUUCAACUGCUUUUCACAGUGGUUCAAAUGCACCUAUAGACUCAACGAAUAGAUCUGCGUUGGCCAAAUCCGAAAGAUGGUCGCAAAAAAUCAUUAAUUCAAGCUUGUCCGAUAGAGGGGUUCAUUCUGUUGACAGUGAUGCUUCGUCUUCGCCCACGUUUGAAAAAGCCGUCAUCUCUGGAUAUCAAGCACAGUCUACAGCAGAUUCACGAAAACCUGUCGCUACUGACAUCCCUACACCAUCCUCUGGCUAUCAAGCGGAUACUGAAGUUUUAGAAAAUGAAGAAUGGACAUCUAAUGUAGCCUCACAACAACAGCAUCAUCAUCAUCAUCACCAUCAUCACCACAAUCAAGCACAAAAUCAGUAUUCAUCUUCUAUGGAUUAUUAA